This is a messenger RNA of Telopea speciosissima, 1360 nucleotides long. Its product is annotated as ras-related protein Rab2BV-like. Gene Ontology annotation, cellular component: endosome. NCBI's taxonomy places the organism in Eukaryota, Viridiplantae, Streptophyta, Magnoliopsida, Proteales, Proteaceae. The transcript has 3 exons. The record is from RefSeq and is a predicted model, not a curated record. Bases 344 to 994 code for a protein of 216 amino acids. Gene Ontology annotation, molecular function: GTP binding; GTPase activity.
CCUUAGAAGUUUCAAAUUGAUCAUAGAAUUCCGAAAUUUACUCAUUUAAUUCCCUGAUAGGCCGUUUCAAAUGCCCUUUAGUCGGUUUUUCUGUUUCUUCUCAUUGGCUAUGGAAAGCAAGGACGGACUUCCUCUGCCUGUCGCUUCCUCCAUGAUUUCCUUUCGGACCUAAACGUCUGCAACUUGUCAAAGAAUCAACUCUAUCUCUUUCAUCUGAGUCGACGACGGAAUUUGGAAAUCGAACUUUGCCUCUCUUACAGACCAUUUUCAUCACGAUCUCUGGUUCUUCUCCAUCGUUUUGACUUCGUUUUGGGGGUGGAGAAUAUUUAGAAGAAGCCAAGCCAUGGCUCAUAGGGUUGAUCACGAGUAUGAUUAUCUCUUUAAGAUUGUCUUGAUUGGAGAUUCUGGUGUUGGGAAAUCGAACAUUCUCUCGAGGUUUACUCGUAAUGAAUUCUGUUUGGAUUCUAAAUCCACCAUUGGAGUCGAAUUCGCCACGAAGACUUUGCAGGUGGAUGGAAAGACUGUUAAGGCACAGAUAUGGGACACGGCUGGUCAAGAGAGGUACCGGGCCAUCACCAGUGCUUAUUACAGAGGUGCAGUCGGUGCACUCUUAGUCUAUGAUAUAACGAAGAGGCAAACUUUUGACAACGUACAGAGGUGGCUUCGUGAACUGAGGGAUCAUGCAGACUCCAACAUAGUUAUCAUGAUGGCAGGGAAUAAGUCUGACCUAACUCACCUAAGAGCUGUACCAGAGAGGGAUGCACAGGGUUUGGCAGAGAAGGAAGGACUCUCAUUUCUUGAGACAUCAGCGUUGGAAGCAUACAAUAUUGAGAACGCUUUCCAUACUAUUUUGACAGAGAUCUACCACAUCAUAAGCAAGAAAGCUCUGGCAGCUCAGGAGGCAGCCAGCUCAACUAGUCUUCCAGGUCAAGGGACUACCAUCAAUGUAGCUGAUGCAGGCAAUUUGAACAAGAAAAUUUGUUGUUCCACUUAGAGUGGUCCUUAUUCCAGAAGAAGAGGUUUUGCACAGACCUUUUUUUGGUGGGUGAGAUUUGUAGAAUAUUUCGACUUCUCUAAGAAAAAUUUCCUUAGAUGUUGUGAGAAAGAUUUUUAAGCCAUCAGAGGGAAGUCUGUGAAAGUGAAACAUGACAGUGUUAGUAGCUUUGGAGGUCUUGCAUUUUUCUUUCUCCUCCAUUCCCUAUUGUAUUAAAGUGGCACCAACUGUUAUAGGAAAACACCUUUGGGCCUAAUUUUUGGUACACUGAGGAAUGGGAGAAGAGAGAAGCAUUGUAUGUGUGGCGUCUCCUUUGUUCCUCAAGUUCUAACUUGUAAUAAAGGUCCAUGUUACCAUUUAACCUGA